AUGGGCGUCAUCAUCGAGACCCUAUCGCCCGGCGACGGAGUCCAUUUCCCACAAAAAGGCGACAAAGUCACGAUACAUUAUGUCGGCACGUUGCUCGACGGUAAAAAGUUUGAUUCGAGUCGAGACCGAGGCAUGGCGUUCGAGACCGAAAUUGGAACAGGCAAAGUCAUAAAGGGAUGGGAUGAAGGUGUUCAACAGCUUUCGGUCGGGCAAAAGGCCAUCCUCACAUGCACACCUGACUUUGCCUACGGCUCGAGGGGAUUUCCGCCCGGCAUUCCUCCCAACUCAACCCUUAGAUUUGAGGUUGAAUUGUUGAGGAUUAAUUGA
This is a messenger RNA of Pleurotus ostreatus (oyster mushroom), 327 nucleotides long. Its product is annotated as FK506 binding protein proline rotamase rapamycin-binding protein. Gene Ontology annotation, molecular function: peptidyl-prolyl cis-trans isomerase activity. NCBI's taxonomy places the organism in Eukaryota, Fungi, Basidiomycota, Agaricomycetes, Agaricales, Pleurotaceae. Bases 1 to 327 code for a protein of 108 amino acids. The record is from RefSeq and is a predicted model, not a curated record. The transcript has 6 exons.